AACCCAGAUCUCGUGACGAAUCUGCAGCCCUGGUCUCUAACGGGCUCGGGCGACCUGCCAGUGGCGCGGCGCAGAGACCACUGCGAGACCCCGCCUCCGGGAGCGGACGCCGGGAACUCGGCUUUUUCGACGGCCGCGCUCGCGCAGGGGAUGAGGAACGCAUCCCUGCAGCAGUGGGUGAAGGAGCUGCGUGUGUUGUACGAGGCCGAGUGCAUGAACACGCUGCAAUCGAAGUCGGUGCCGCGAGAGAGCGUCUUUCCCGACCCCGCGGCGCACUCCACGCGGGAGGCAGUGCGCGCCAUCCAGCUCCGUGCGCAGGAUGUCUCCACGGAGUUCGCUAAACUGUGCCAGCGCUUAGAGUGGCUGGAGCUGGACCAGGUGCCCGCGCUGGCCAAGUCCCUGGUGUGUCACAUCAACACUUUCCUGAGGGAUUACACCACGCAGUGGACGUCGGCCGAGUCAGACUUCCAGCCGCAGUCGUCGCUGGGUCGCCAGAGCAAAGUCAUCGAGCAGAUCUGCCAACGACUUACGGACGUGUGCAGCGACGACCACACGCGAGAGGCAGACGAGCAGGACACGACCCGGCAGGUGGUGCAGGUGGUGACGGCUCUCGGCCACGCCUUCACCAAGCUGGUCGACCUCAUGAUCAGCCGCGAAAUUAAGAUUGUAAUCAGAUCCCUUGAGGACUACUGCAGCUUCAGGGACACGAGGGACGCCAUCAUGAGCCUGACUGCGAUGGGCGCGGACGGAGGGCACAUCUGCCGCCUCAUCGCCCGACUCGGGGGCGUCAGGGCGCUGCUGGGCAUCUGCCUGGAGUCUCGGGCGGGCGUCGUUAGGGUUGACGCCCUUCGCGCUCUGGCCACCGUGUGCUGUGUCGUCGAGGGGAUUCUGGAGCUGGAGAAGGCGGGGGGCGUGGAGGUGGUGGCGGAGGUGCUGUGCGACGAGGAGUGCCCCGAGGAGGAGCGGAGCGAGGCGGCGGGCGUGCUGGCGCAGGUCACGUCGCCCUGGGUGGAGGACAACCACCGCCUGGCGGGCCUCCACGACAACAUGGACGCCAUCGUCGCCGCCCUCACAGGUCUCGCUCGCAGCACCGAGACGCCCGAGACCUUCCUGCUCGCCUCCGCCGCCCUCGCGAACCUCACCUUCCUGGACAGCGACUUCGUGGACGCCAUGGUGGCUGCUGGGACCGCCCGCGUCCUCCUGCGGGCGGCGCGCGGAAGCCUCGCGCUCUCCGUCUUCACCAAAGACCAGAUCGCGACGGUGCUGGCCAACCUGGCGGGGUCUCGCGGGGCGGCCGAGGAGGUGGUGGCCGCGGGGGGCGUGUCCGUCCUGCUCGCCCUCCUCAACACGCGCCCCGCCCCCUCGCACCGCCUGCCGGAGGUCGCCACGGCGGAGCGCGUCCAGCAGAAGUCCGCCAUCGCUCUGUCCAGGCUGUGCGCGCGGGCGGCGGUGGCGCGGGAGGUGGCGGAGCGAGGCGGCGCCAAGAGGCUGGUCCGACUGUGCAAGGACGAGGAGGAGAGGAACCACAGCGACUCUGUGCUUGUGGCUUGCUUGGCGGCGCUGAGGAAGAUGGCCUCCGCCUUAGGACCCGAGGAGCUCCGAGAGAUGGGCGCGGCUGAGCUGGUCGAGCCUCGUCUUCUGGAUUCCUUCCUGAUCUAUUCGUCUCGCCAGGAGAGCUUCGUGUAGCAAAAAAAAAAACAAAA
Molecule: messenger RNA, 1703 nt
Organism: Penaeus monodon (black tiger shrimp)
Lineage: Eukaryota; Metazoa; Arthropoda; Malacostraca; Decapoda; Penaeidae
Product: protein inscuteable homolog
Exons: 10
Coding region: 151-1686 (511 amino acids)
Biological process (GO): regulation of asymmetric cell division; apical protein localization; establishment of mitotic spindle orientation
Cellular component (GO): apical cortex
Molecular function (GO): cytoskeletal adaptor activity; protein binding
Source: RefSeq, a predicted model, not a curated record